CGGCCACGUGGGCGCCGGCGGACGGAGUUGCGCAUGCGCAAUGCGCGAGUUGCGUCAGCCUCAUUGAACGAGGUGGAGAGGGCGAGAGGGAGAGGAGAGAGACGGGGAGAGAGAGACGAGGAGAGAGAGAAGGAGGUGGAGAGAGAGACGAGCGAGGAAGAACCGUGAAGAGGGACGACGAGGUUUUGAAGAAGAAGAAGAGGAGGCACCGUCGCCAUGGUGCUCGACCUGGACCUGUUCCGCGCGGACAAGGGGGGCGACCCGACGCGGGUCCGCGAGAAUCAGGCGCGGAGAUUUAAAGACGUGUGCCUGGUGGACACCCUGGUGCAGGCCGACACGCAGUGGCGCGCCUGCAGGUACCGCGCUGACAACCUAAACAAGCUCAAGAACCUGUGCAGCAAAACCAUCGGCGACAAGAUGAAGAAGAAGGAAGAUCCUGGGCAAGACGAGACUCUCCCCGAGGGGACGCCGGGCCUCGAUGAGCUCACGGCGGACACGUUGGCCGCGCUGUCGGUGGCGCAGAUCAAGGUGCUGCGCCUGCAGAUCGACAACGCGAUCGCGCUCUGCGAUACCGAGCGCCUGCGCCUGGAGGCCGUGCGCCUCGACAGCCUCCGUGAGGUUGGCAACAUCCUGCACCCCUCGGUGCCCGUGAGCAACGACGAGGACGCGGACAACAAGGUGGAGCGCACGUGGGGCGACGUCACCGUCCGCAAGCGCUACUCACACGUCGACCUAGUGGUGAUGGUGGACGGCUACGAGGGCGAGAAGGCGGCCAUCGUGUCGGGCAGCAGGGCCUACUUCCUCAAGGGCCCGCUGGUGUUCCUGGAGCAGGCGUUGAUCCAGCUGGCCCUGCAGCGUCUCUACAGCCAGGGCUACACGCCGCUCUACCCGCCCUUCUUCAUGCGCAAGGAGGUCAUGCAGGAGGUGGCCCAGCUCAGCCAGUUUGACGAAGAGCUCUACAAGGUGGUGGGCAAGGGCAGCGAGCACGCCGACGACAGCUCCGUCGACGAGAAGUACCUCAUCGCCACGUCAGAGCAGCCCAUCGCGGCCUUCCACCGCGACGAGUGGCUCAAGCCAGAGCAGCUCCCGAUGCGCUACGCGGGCCUCUCCUCCUGCUUCCGCCAGGAGGUCGGCUCGCACGGGCGCGAUACGCGCGGCAUCUUCCGCGUGCACCAGUUUGAGAAGAUCGAGCAGUUUGUUUACACGUCGCCCCACGACAACAAGUCCUGGGAGAUGUUUGACGAAAUGGUGAAGACGGCGGAGGGCUUCUAUCAAGAGCUGGGCAUCCCGUACCGCAUCGUGAACAUCGUGUCUGGGGCACUCAACCACGCAGCCGCCAAGAAGCUGGACUUGGAGGCAUGGUUCCCCGGCUCUGCCGCAUUCCGGGAGCUCGUGUCCUGCUCCAACUGCACCGACUAUCAGGCGCGGCGCCUGCGUGUACGCUACGGCCAAACCAAGAAAAUGAUGGACAAGGCGGAGUUUGUGCACAUGUUGAAUGCCACCAUGUGUGCCACGACGCGCACCAUCUGCGCCAUCCUGGAGACCUACCAGACCGAGACUGGCGUGGUGGUCCCCGAGGCUCUGCGGCCAUUCAUGCCUCCCGGGUUGAAGGAGGAGUUGAAGUUUGUGAAGUCGGCUCCCAUUGACCAGGAACAGAUCAAGAAGCAGAAGCGUGGAAAGGGAGACGGCCUAGCUGCCAACCUGGGCAACAUGGCCGUCAAUGACUCCUAGGCGGGCCUGAACUGCCACACUCAACUACUGCUUGCACUCCCGCAAACAUAUCUCUCACAUGGGUGUCACGCCUCCUCAACAAUGAUCGCAUGUAUUGCAGCGUCACGCUGUCGAUGAUUAAACUCGCGCGUCACCCUAGGAUUUGUGGCGUCGCGUGUGUCUGGAUGUGGGUACCUCUGUACACAUCUCCCAUUGCCUUCUAUUUAAACGUGGGAUGGCGCACAGAGAUAUUGAUGGCGGCAGCACGGACGCUCGAGUGGACGGGAUCGCGACACGAGCUCCUGCAUAGAUCGGUGGUUCCCGAUCUCUCAGAAUCAGAAUCUUUUAUUUGUCCUGGGGAAAUCCGAUGAGUUAUGAAGCUCUUUUUCACAGAUGUCCAGUAGGACCUGCUCACCACUGUCAAGCCCUCGG
Molecule: messenger RNA, 2142 nt
Organism: Petromyzon marinus (sea lamprey)
Lineage: Eukaryota; Metazoa; Chordata; Hyperoartia; Petromyzontiformes; Petromyzontidae
Source: RefSeq, a predicted model, not a curated record